CACAGUCUAUGAACAUACAACCUCCUGCAAACCCACCUGCUAAUCCACCUGCUAACCCACCUGCUAACCCACCUGCUAAUCCACCACUCAACCUGUCAACAAGUAACGCUUCAAUUUCUUCCAAAUCCCAAAUGGCUUCCUGCUUACAACACAUGUUUUCUACAUACGGUAAUGUGUACUACCUACCUAGUGCACUACUUUGCACAAUUGAACAUCACUUCAGAUACAGACGCUUAAAAGGAGCAAAACUGAAAAAGUCAUUGAAACUUUCCUCUAUUUACAUGAAUGAAAAAAGUAUUGGCACCCUUGUCUUGCCUUUAAUGGUUUUCACUGUAUUAGGCAGCAGCAGGUUAUUUUAUAUCAAUUACCAUUUAAUAAUCUUGUCCACCGCUAGUCAAUAACCUCUAGAGUGACUAAUGCCAAAAAAUCAGCAUAUACAUACUCAAUAUACAGAGCUACAAAGAGUGUUUGUAAAGUGUAGAAAGUGUUUUGUAAAUCAUCCUUACAGUAAGAACCAAUCUUCAAGAAUCACCCGAGAUGCUCAAAACCAUUACUUCAGAAAGGACAAGCAGGAAGUGAUUGCUUGGACAAGACAAAAUGGAUUUCUUAGGGUUACUGUCGAACCAGUCAAGGAUUUAGACCCUUUUCUCUCAGCAAUUUGGAAAGGAGAUGCUAAGGCGCUAAGUGCGCUAAUACAAACCAAGUCCAGAAACCUUCUGGAAGCUAAUCAGGAGGGUUGGCUUCCCCUGCAUGAGUCUGCCUACUACGGCCAUAUUGAUUGUCUAAAUAUUUUGCUAAGUGCCGAACCGGGGACAAUUAACAGAAGAACCCUAAAGAACCAAACGCCGCUUCUUCUGGCCGUGACUCGCCGACAUUUAGCUUGUGUCAGAUAUCUCUUGGAGAAAGGUGCUGAUGUCAACCUGGCAAACAUCCAAUGGGAGACUCCACUGUACAAAGCUUGUGAAAAGGGAACCGAAGAAGCUGUUGCUCUUCUGAUAAGACACGGAGCAUCAACAAACAAGGCAACUGAGCAAGGCUCAACACCAUUGCAUGAAGCAGUAGCAAGCAAAAAGGUGGAGAUAUGCAAGAUGCUACUGCAAGCAAAGGCAAAUCUGAUGGCUAAAAACGUUUAUGGCAUAGAUCCUCUAUUCACAGCAGCUCAGUGUGGCACUUCUGAAGUUCUUAGCUUCCUGAUCAUGAAAGGUGCAGACAUCAACACUCAGGCUAACGAUGGUGCUUCAGCCUUGUAUGAAGCCUCUAAAAAUGGUCACACAAAAGUUGUGGAAAUACUCUUAUCCAAAAGGGCUGACGUUAACAAAGCUAACAAAGCUGGACUACUUCCUAUUCAUGUUGCUGCUAAAAAUGGACAUGAUGGAAUUGUUGCCAUGCUAAUAUCAAGAACUAGCAAGGCCAAAAUAAAGCACUGUGGCAUAAGUCCUCUUCAUAUGGCUGCAGAACGCAACAGAGACAAUAUUCUUGAGAUGCUGAUAGAGGGCGGUUUGGAUGUCAACUUCAUGCUGUCAGAGAAUUGGUCCAAAAUGUAUGAGGAUCGUCGAAGCACCACACUCUACUGUGCUGUUUGCAACAGUAAUGUUGAUGCAACCACAAUGCUCCUGGAGGCUGGUGCGAAACCAAACUUGGACACUUUCAAUCCUCUUCUUGUUGCUGUGAGGAAGGGCCGCAUGGAAAUUGUCAAGCUUCUGGUCGACUAUGGUGCACAUAUCAACUCCAUCCUUCCAACUCAUCCUACCGACUUCCCGGCUGCUCUGAUUUUUUGCCUGAACUACUUGCCAAUGUUUAAGUACCUCAUGGAUAAUGGGUGUGAUGCCCUAUCGUGUUUUAAGUGUGACUACGGCAGCAAUACUCACCCACCCAUUAAAUCCAACAGUGAUUGCAGGGACAGGCUAUAUUACAUCAGUGAUGAAACUCCAAACAGCAGCAUACAGUUCUGUGAGAUGAUCUCCAAGCCAUCGGUCACCAGUUGGGCUGGACCUAUCAUAGACAUACUGCUAGACUAUGUGGGUCAAGUGAAGCUCUGUUCCAGACUUACUGAACACCUGGACAGUUACUGUGACUGGGCUCAAAUCAAAGAGAAAGCAAUGCUUCCUCGCCCCCUGAUGCAUCUCUGCAGGAUAAAGAUUCGUCAGCAGCUGGGAAUCCAGAGACUAAGACAGAUGAACAGUCUUCCUCUGCCUGGGAGGCUUAUCAGGUUCUUACGGCAUGAGAGAGAAUUCUUUUUUUAAUAUUGUGUAAAAGGUUGGACUUUAAAUGUGGAAAAUAGUCUGUAUUUUUCAGAUGCUUCUAUUUUUAUGAAUAAUUGAAGCCACGGCUUUGCAACAGAUAAUAUAAAGAAAUAUCCUGAAAGCUUCUCAAAGCUAUUAAAGAUGUGUAAAUUCUCUUUUCUAAUGUUAUGACACAGUUGUUAUUAUAAAUGUGUUUAGCCAAGCCAGCUGUUUUGUUUUAUAUUUCACAUAAAAUAUUUUAAAAUCUUUUUACACUUUAUUUUAUUAAAUUUGUUUCUGAUUCUGAUCAGUAGAUUAAAGAUUAAAAUACAAAGUUAAUUAGUUGAUUUAUUAUGGGAUGCUUAGUCAUUUCUCAAAUUCUAUUUUUUUUUUACUUAUUUUCAGAAAGGUUAAAUUUGUUUCAAUACAAAUUCAAUUUACAGAACACAAAGUCGACUUAAUCCAACUUUAGCACUAAAUAUAAUUUAGUGCAGCAAUUUAAGAUUUAUUCUUAAUAAAUAUUUAUAUAAAUAGUUUGAACCACAGCAAUGGAAUAUCCAUUAAUAGUUAGUGCUUCCAGCUAGUCAACAUUAGCUAAAUAAACAUGAAUCCAAUUCCAUAUGAUAUUUUACUACAUUUAUAGUAUAAUUAAUCUAAUGUAGUAUAAUUAUUAUUAUUAGAACAGGCAUACAUACGAAAGGUGAAGACUGUGUUAUAAAAAUAGCAUUGAUGUUAUAAAAUACAUAAGGUUGUACUAUAUUCUGUGGAAUAAUGUACAGAAAGUGGAUAUUUGUAUAAUAUUCUAUAUGAUGCAUGAUUAAAUGUUUG
Molecule: messenger RNA, 3050 nt
Organism: Tachysurus vachellii
Lineage: Eukaryota; Metazoa; Chordata; Actinopteri; Siluriformes; Bagridae
Gene: asb2a.2
Product: ankyrin repeat and SOCS box containing 2a, tandem duplicate 2
Exons: 9
Coding region: 417-2243 (608 amino acids)
Biological process (GO): intracellular signal transduction
Molecular function (GO): protein binding
Source: RefSeq, a predicted model, not a curated record